This is a messenger RNA of Aspergillus saccharolyticus JOP 1030-1, 3149 nucleotides long. Its product is annotated as condensin subunit BRN1. Gene Ontology annotation, biological process: mitotic chromosome condensation. The record is from RefSeq and is a predicted model, not a curated record. NCBI's taxonomy places the organism in Eukaryota, Fungi, Ascomycota, Eurotiomycetes, Eurotiales, Aspergillaceae. Gene Ontology annotation, cellular component: condensin complex. The transcript is spliced from 3 exons. Bases 197 to 2869 code for a protein of 890 amino acids. Gene Ontology annotation, molecular function: chromatin binding.
ACCACAACCACUAUCGUCACCGUCAUACUCUGCGAAUACAUGGCUUUGCUGCCCAUAUCCUGUACUCACAGUUUCUGAUCACUGUCUUUAACGGAUCGCUGCAGUGGCCUGCGCUCAUUCUCAAUCUGGUCUCACCAGUUGGAUCAAGACCCCCUACCCCUCCCUCUCCCCCGAAAGGGACACACCCCUCUGCACAAUGCCCCGCGUGGCUAGUUCUAAGCACCGUCGCUCCAACGGCGGCGCAUCUACGCCUCUCAAGAACUCUCCCAUGAGGAUUCCACUCAACGACGACAUGGGAGAGAAAGCGGCGCGCAUGGAGGCGCGCCAAGCUCGACAUGACCGCCACAUGGACCAGAUAAAGGCUGCUGUCAAGACGCCUAUGCCACCCCGACGAUACACCGGAUAUGAUAUUAGUGCCAGUAUGAGUCCCGCCACCCCUAGGGGAUCAGGGUACCGAGGGCGAGAAAGUGAUGUGAGUGGACGCAGGGCCGUAACACCGAUGAAGCGCGUACCGAUCUUAGCCAAUUUCGAAGAGUGGAUGAAAAUGGCGACUGACAACAAAAUCAAUGCUAACAACUCCUGGAAUUUUGCCCUUAUUGACUACUUUCAUGAUAUGUCGCUCCUCAAAGAAGGCGAUGGUGUCAACUUUCAGAAGGCUAGUUGCACGCUCGAUGGCUGUGUCAAGAUCUACACAAGCAGAGUAGAUAGUGUGGCGACAGAGACGGGCAAACUUCUAAGUGGCUUAGCCGACAGCCGUGACAAAAGAGCUCGCGAAGCUGGAGCUGAGGGUGGCAAUGACGAUGGAGCAGAGCAUGAUGAUGAUGAUGAUGAUGAAGGCACUUCUAGGAAGUCAAGGAGAAAGGCGCAGCGAUCACAUGAAGCUACAUUAGCACCAUCGUUCUCCUCUCUGCAAUUGAAAAAAUUUGAGCUGGAGUUCUCUGUUGAUCCGUUGUUCAAGAAAGCCUCCGCCGACUUUGACGAAGGCGGGGCCAAAGGACUACUUUUAAAUCACCUAUCGAUCGAUGGUCAGGGACGUAUAGUCUUUGAUAGCAGCGAUGAUGCGGCCGCGGCAGCUGAAGCGAACUCGAAGGAGAUGGACAAUCAAGGAUCCGGGUUUGAAGAACUUGAAACACUGCAGUCACCGUCUUCAACCAAAAAAUCAGCAGACAACAUGUUUGAGGACAAUAUGGAAAUAGACAUGACACCCUUGGCGAGCCGCUUUUUUCCCAGCUUGGACCUCCUCGACAAUCAAGACAUUUGCCCCUCCCUGAAGAAUUUCGACCUCGGCGACCCAAGCGGUUCUUUAGAUAUUCCCUUCCUGAAGGCCCUCGAUGACUGGCGACAUGACAGAGCUCAAGAAGACGCAAACGCUGUAAAUGAUGCAUCUGGCAUCAUGCUGGACGAUGACAACGCAGUCGGCUUCGAUGACGAUGACGAUGCAACAUUGGCUGGCUUCGAUCUGGGCGGAGCUGCUGGCUUCGGUGAGGGGGGUGAGGCCUGGGCCCGUGAAGCUGCUUUGGAGCCCAUGCUGAAAGUUCAUCGUAUUGAUCGCGAGGGCGAGGAGAAUGCAGACGGCGAUGACAUGGACCGUGAUGACGACGAUGCCUAUGCUAUUUCUCUAACCCAUCAACCGGACAACAGGGACCAUGAGAAUAUUCUCAGCUACUUUGACAACGCACUACAGAAGAAUUGGGCGGGGCCAGAGCAUUGGAAAAUACGCCGGAUCAAGGAGCAUGCCGCUGCAAGCAAUGCCAACGUUGCGCCCAAGCAACGUAGAGAGAAGGAACCGUUUGAGAUUGAUUUCUCUACACCGCUGGACUCUACUAUUGGGGAACUGAUCUAUACUCCUGCGAGUUCAAACACUACAAUAUCACAACCCAAAUCCCAAUGGAAAACAAAGGGUCGGAACCUUCUUCCGGACGACAAGCACUUCAAUUCACAACAGCUGCUUCGUCUCUUCCUCAAACCAAAAGCCAGAAUGGGUUCCAAAAAGCUCGGCGGGUCAAAGCGUUUCAGCGAUAGGCUAGAUGAUCAAAGUCAGGGCAAUCGAGAAAUGGACGAGGCAUUUUGGGCAACCCACAAACCGCAGGAUGCUGCGACUUCUGAUGAGGGAGCUCGAGGGGCAUAUGACGCGAAUUUCUUUGCAGAUGAUGAUGGCCUUGCAUUCCCGAACGGUUUUGACGACGAUGACGACGAGAACCUCCCAUUCGCUGACGCUAGAGAGAUGCUGUCCCCGCCCGCGGAUGUUGCUCCAGGUGCAUCUCUCGGAGAAGCCGCAGGUACAUCAGGCCUACCUGCGCUCCUUAACAUGAUGGGAUCAGCCCCUGGAUCCACGUUAACAGUUGGUGCCGGAGGAUUCGGUUCUCAAUUGGUUACUCAAGGCGGUCGUCGGGCGCGUCCUGAGUAUGUCGCCUAUGCUAGAGUGGCUAAAAAGGUUGAUGUGCGUCGAUUGAAGCAAGAAAUGUGGAGGGAAAUGGGGGAGCGGCUGAUAGCAUCCUCCCAAUUUGAUACACCUCAUGAGGCAGAUACUGCCCCCAAUGCAAGCCAGGGAACCUUGCUCCAGAAUCCUGAGAUCGCGACGCAGUCGGCUCCGACCUCUACAGUCAUAGAUAAGACACAAAAGGAUGAUUUUCCGGAUGGUACACUUCGAUUCACUCAUAUUAUGAACUCGCUAAAAACAGUCUACGCCCCAGAGAAGUUACGCGACAUAAGCACGUCGUUCGGUUUCAUCUGCCUGCUCCACUUGGCCAAUGAACAAGGAUUGGUUCUACAAAAUGAUGAUAGCCCUUGUGACUUCAGUGCUGGGAAGCUAGAAGAAAUCUUUGUUACCAAAGAUGCAAAUGCAAUUCUUGACGAGGGAGAGGCAUGAGUGGACUUUCGCAAUUGAUGAUACUACCACGUGCACAAUAUUGAUUACGACAUGAGAUGUGCCGAUGAGUAAAUGACAUGCCUGGGUCUUGUGGUCAUAGGCGUUUAGGAUCGGGGGGCUCUUACAUUGGUAAAAGCCAGUGUGGCUUAUUGGGUCUUUGUUACAAUAUUCGACAGAAGAUCCAACCUGUAUCUUCCAUUUGUGUUUAUCGACUACGCUGUUUCUCUUACCCCGCUCACAUGUCAAAUAUUUCUGGAACUCCGCGAAAUUUGAACAAAAC